AUGAUCGUCAGCUGAAAAAUGCGCCAUAUUUCUGAAAACAACUCUCAUGGCCCAGCCUUUUAUCCAAGUUCGAGGGAAUAAAUUCGUUGUCAGAGGCCCUAGUAAUGCCGAGGACGAAAUCGUACUACGAGGUGCAGGACUUGGAGGAUGGAUGAUGAUGGAAAACUUCAUAUCAGGCUUUCCCGCUUGCGAAUUCCAUGUCCGUGAAGCUCUGGCUACCUCCAUUGGACAGGAGCAAGCCAGCUACUUCUUUGAAAGGUUUCUGGAGUAUUUCUUCACCAAAGCUGAUGCUGUCUUCUACAAUUCUCUCGGACUGAAUUGUAUUCGCAUCGCCAUCAAUUACAAGCAUUUCGAAGAUGACAUGAAUCCCCGCGUUCUCAAGAAUGAUGCAUUCAAACAUCUCGAUCGCGUUGUUUCCUUGUGUGCUGAUCAAGGCAUUUACACUAUCAUCGAUUUACAUGCUGCACCCGGAGGACAAAGUGGUGGUUGGCAUGCAGACGCUGGAACUCACCUCGCUAAUUUCUGGAGACAUAAAGACUUUCAAGACAGAUUCAUUUGGCUAUGGGAGCAAAUCGCUGUUCAUUACAAGGAGAACACCUGGGUUGCCGGUUAUAACCUUCUCAACGAACCAGCCGAUCCCCAUCCUACUCAUGCUAGACUUCUAAAUCUCUAUGACCGAACAUGUCAUGCCAUCUCGUCUAUCGAUCCCAACCAUAUCAUCUUCUUAGAUGGCAACACGUUCGCCACGGACUUUAGCCAUUUCCCCGACGACGCCGCAGAACGCUGGGGUACCAACGUCGCGUUUGCAAUCCACGACUACGCCACAUAUGGAUUUCCAAAAUUCGAAAACAGGGCAGAGCACGGUGUAUAUACAGGAAGUGAUGAGCAAAAGCAAAAAAUGCGUAUCACUUACAAGAAAAAAAGGCAGUGGAUGGAUGAGCGCGGGUUCUGCGUUUGGAACGGUGAAUGGGGACCGGUUUAUGCUAGGGAGGAAUAUGACGGGGGGAAUGAAAAGAUGGUGGAGAUCAAUAAGAGGAGGUAUAUGGUUUUGAAGGAUCAACUGGAAAUUUAUCGUGCUGAUCGCUUGAGCUGGUCCAUCUGGCUCUACAAGGAUAUCGGGUUUCAAGGCAUGGUUUACGUGUCGCAAGACACGCCUUACAUGAAACAUUUUCGUUCAUUUCUUCUCAAGAAGUAUCGGAUUGCUGCUGAUGCGUGGGGUGCAGACGACAAGCUCGUCAAGGGAAUAUACGAUCCGAUUGUCAAGCUCAUCAAGGACUCGGUAUCAGCAUCUGAUCAGAACAGAAUGUAUCCACCAUUAUGGAGUACGGAGGAGCGUGUCACUCGGAUAGGGAGAACGAUUUUGGUGGCAGAAUAUCUGGUAGCUGAGUGGGCUGACAUGUUUAAGGAGUUCGUGACUGGAGAUGACUGGAAAGCCAGACUCGACGAUUUGGCGAAAAGUUUUCAGUUUGAGAACUGCGUAAAGAGAGACGAGCUGAAUGAGGUGUUACAGAGGAACGCAGGUACUAUUUAGUAUCGUUUGUAGAUCAUACUUAAUUCCGGUCAAAUCGUUCGGGGAGCACACUUGAAAUUCAUCAUUAUUUCAAGCAGAAAACUUACC
Molecule: messenger RNA, 1618 nt
Organism: Marasmius oreades (fairy-ring Marasmius)
Lineage: Eukaryota; Fungi; Basidiomycota; Agaricomycetes; Agaricales; Marasmiaceae
Exons: 8
Coding region: 47-1531 (494 amino acids)
Biological process (GO): glucan catabolic process
Cellular component (GO): cell surface; extracellular region
Molecular function (GO): beta-glucosidase activity
Source: RefSeq, a predicted model, not a curated record